This is a messenger RNA of Iphiclides podalirius (scarce swallowtail), 321 nucleotides long. Lineage: Eukaryota; Metazoa; Arthropoda; Insecta; Lepidoptera; Papilionidae. The record is from the annotation of a GenBank genome assembly.
AUGCAGGUUAAAGAUAAGGAACACUGCCUCGCAUGGGGGAGCAGCUACAAAAGUGUCCAUUUGAAAGUAGAAGGUAACAGUUCCAAAUCCCUCCAGAAUGGCGCUAGAGUAUCAAGAGGCGACGGCGGCGCCUACGGUGUCGUGGCGCUCGUCGUGUCAAUUAUUCUCAUUUGUUCAGUCAGCCACUCGAUACUCGCCCCCCCCCCCCCCCCCCCCCCCCCCCUCCCCUUAACAGUCGCGUCGACCCGCUACACAAUCAUGUGUCCAUACAUAUGCAUAUCCCUCCCCGAACAAAUUGCUUUCCCACUUAAGACGAACAAU